AUUGAUCUCGGACAUCACUUCCGUUCCUGCCAUUUUGCUACUGAAGAAAGCCCAAAGUGAGCCGUCUUACUGUAACGUUCCUCGAGGGGGGUAUCCUUUCUUCAAAAAAAAUUAUUAAUAAAUACAAAGCACCGGAAAAGCAGAAGAGAGACGGAGGAACAUAAACCUGAAAGAUGUCAGACUUCGACAGCAACCCGUUCGCGGACCCGGACUUUAGUAACCCGUUUCAGGAUCCUGCAGUCACGCAGGCCACGCGAACGGUCACCUCAGGUUUGGAAGAAUACAACCCUUUCACAAACACAAAGCCGGCGGUGGCUGGCGUGGCCACCAAAAUGGCCCCCACCAGCACUCAGCCUGCCAUCAUGAAGCUUACAGAGGAGGCCUCAGCGUAUGCACAGUCACAGACCCAGCCCCAGCAUCCCCUCCAACAGGACCGGGCUCAGACAGAGCUGCUGCGGCGGCAGGACGAGCUGGAGAAGAAAGCCGCUGAGCUGGACCGGCGGGAGAAGGAGAUGCAGUCCCUUGGCACGUCGGGGGGAAGGAAAAACAACUGGCCCCCUCUUCCUGACAAGUUCCCUGUCGGACCAUGUUUUUACCAUGAUAUCACUGUAGACAUCCCUGUGGAGUAUCAGAAGACAGUCAAGACCAUGUACUACCUGUGGAUGUUUUAUGCGGGGACGCUGCUUGUGAACAUCUUCGGUUGUCUGAUCUGGUUCUGCGUGGACUCCAGGCGAGGGGUGGACUUUGGCCUGGCAAUGUUCUGGUUCAUGGUUUUCACCCCCUGCUCUUUUGUCUGCUGGUACAGACCGCUGUACGGCGCUUUCAGGAAUGACAGCUCCUUCAGAUUCUUUGUCUUCUUCUUCGUAUACAUCUGUCAGUUCGGCAUGCACGUGUUUCAGGCCAUCGGCAUCACAAGCUGGGGGACCUGCGGCUGGAUCUCAGCCCUCACAUGUCUAAACACGAGCAUCCCGGUUGGAAUCUUGUUGAUCCUCAUCGCAGGCCUCUUCACUGCCUGUGCUGUCUUCUCACUAAUAAUGUUUAAAAAGGUUCAUGAGCUGUAUCGCAGCUCAGGCGCCAGCUUUGAGAAGGCCCAGCAGGAAUUUGCCUCGGGUGUGAUGUCCAACAAGACUGUUCAGACGGCAGCAGCCAACGCGGCCUCGACUGCUGCCCGUGGAGCAUUCAAGGGGGACCAGAUCUGAGGGAGCUCUCCCCUUCAUCCCAGCUCAUUCCCCCCACACUACACUACACCCCCACCCCAUACAGAGACUGUAAGAUCCUCCUUCUCAUUUAUUUAUUGCUCUCCUGUGACCCUGAGCCAUCUGUGUCUCUCAGCAUGUCCGUUAACGUGUCUUCCGGCGUUCCGGCAUGGCCUUUGAAUCGGGAUGAACAAAGAGAUUGCCACUUGCACACCGCAUACUUCUACAAUACUGCCCCCAAUAACUUCAGCAUUACUGGAACGAGGAGCAGUAGGAGAUGAGUGACUGUGACCAUAGCACAUUUCAUCCUCCCGGAGGGGCAGGGAGUGAGGAUGGGGGCAGAAAAAUGGGUGGAGUCACUGUACCUGUUUCCUCUGUGUUUCCAUUGCCACUGUUUCUUAUGAAGUCAGCGCUGUGCAGUCACAGACAAAACCUCAGUGCAUUCCUGCUGUUCUUUCUGAGACUGCUCUCCUUAGAAAGCCUCUCUGUCCAGGUGGGAGGGUUAAGGAAUUCAGACACUCCCAUAAUGAGGUCAUUAUUAUUACUUGAGCGCAAUGCAAGAAAUGCACCAUUUAGAAGAUAAUUUAUGAAACAGGCUGUUUUUCAGGCUAAUGGUUGGACUGAAAGAAUGGUAUAAUAACCCAAUUUAAGCUAGAAAGAGAUUGCUUAUUUUUAUGAGUUUUGAAGCUCUGUCAGGGUAGUAUUUGUAGUAUUUCCCUGUGAUCAGAAAUGAGCAUGAAUGCAUCGAUCACUUAACUGUCAACAGUCAUUUAGUGUAAACACACAGGAGCCUCGCAAAGGCGCAUCUGGCUGGGCCAGUCCUGGAUAGUUACAGUUCUGGACGUUUACUAAUCAGACUUCCCAGGCUUAUGCUGAAUUAGGGCUAGAUAAUGGGAUGGUGGAGUCACUAAAUCAGGGUACUUGCGAUGGCUGUGUCUAUCGUAAUUUCUUCGUAGAUCCCCUAGGCUGACGGGGAACCAGUUCUUAAUCUCUGCACAUUUGGCGUACGUUUAUGAGCAGACCUUUCGGAACAGUUUGGCUACACCUCCAGUGCUCUCUACCACGAUAAUAGCAUCCUGUCAUCCUUGCUUUGUUUAGUGGUUCCACAUUGAAAUACUUUUAAGGACUUAUUUUAGGGAUUUGUUGGCGGCACUGUGAAGAGCAUCAUGGGAGGAAACCGGUCUGGUUCAAACGCUUGUACUUUCAAUAAAUGUGAAAGGAGAGACUUUCAACACAGCAGUCAAGGCGAUAGACCGUAUUUGUUGUUGAUGCUGCCCCCAUUCCUUGUUUGACCCUCAGUGUAUCAGCAUCCGCAUGGCUUGUGGCGGACAUGUUGGUCAAGGGUGAGAGUUUAUUAAACAAGAGACUUCUGUGAUUGCAUUUUUCUUCCGGUGCUCACAGCCUUGUCUGGCAUUCCUGCUGUCUGCUGUUGGUCACCUGUAUGUCUGUACUUCUCUAAAUAUUUCAAAAUUUAUAGAAUGCAGCCCAGAUGAAUGAUGCCUGAAACAUUUCUGCUUUGGUUUCAUGUGCUGUUCACUUAGAUGUGAAGAUAAACAUGCAAAUGCAAGUAAGCAGAAAUGAGAACUACUGGCACCUUGUCUCCCAGCUGUAUAACCAUUGUAUAUCCAUGAUGACAUUUACAACUUGUAAUAGGGAAAUAAAACAUGUAAAAGAGACCACAUGGUUUAAUUGUGUAUAUAUAUAUACACAAAUAUAUAUAUAUAUAUAUAUAUAUAUAUAUAUAUAUAUAUAUAUAUAUAUAUAUAUAUAUAUAGUAAGAUUUUUCAGUUUGUGUUCCAGAGAAAGCAGAGCCCAUUUGACAUGACGUUUCUUCCCUAAGCCAUCUCAGCCGAUGUACCUUAAGUCAGUUUUGCACAGUUUUGAAAUCCCGCAACUGGAAUAAAUUAACUCGGAGGGCUACACUGGAUAAUUUUACUGUUUGGUUUGGUUGUUCUUUUGUUUGUUUGUUUGGUUGUUUGUUAUUUGUUCCAGGGUUGGUUUAGUCCUCAACAGCACAGUAUUUUAGUUUCUUAAAGUGAUGUCAUUACAUGGGCGGUUCUUGUAGCGGACAUGGAGGUGAAGUGAUAUGUUGGAGUGAUGCUCCACGCUGACAGCAUUGUAACUCUGAUUGGCAGAUUAGCCGCCAAGGUGAGGCAAGGUCACUUCCUUUCAUGUUCCUGCACAUAGGUUACAGUAAGUCUUGAUGCAGAGUUCUGAAAUCUUAUGUUUAGUUAUAAGCUGCAGGGGUUUUCCCCAACCUUUUCUUUUUAUAUUUUCUAAAAUUGUGAUUUCUUUAUAGAUUAGUGAUUUUGUGUUUGUGUGUGUGUGCGUGCAGGUGUGCUACAACAGGAUUUUUUCUUCCAUUAAAAUGAAUGGCAUCAAAAAAUGUUUUCACAUUUGUUUGUUUUCAAUUCGUUGGAAAACAGAAAAUCUGAGGAUGUAAACUGUUUCCGUGUCAUUGCAUUUUUCCCUGUAUUGCGACAGUGGCUUUGAGUUUUAUCUUUUAAUCAAUGCCCAAUGUAGCUGAAACAGUGAAAAUGAUAUUGCUCCAGAGGUUGUAUGUGAUUAUGGAUUUGAAUAUAUUUGAAAUCAGAUUUUAAGGGAUAUUUGUAUAUUUUGUAAAAUUGGUUUGCUGUCGUCCUGAAUUCUACUGUACUGUACAAAUGCACUCUUCUCUCCUUCUGUCGCAUGUUGCGUAGUUUGGGUUUUGUAUAUUUAUUGUAUUAACAUAAAAUAAAAUUUAAAAACAUUACUUUA
This is a messenger RNA of Brienomyrus brachyistius, 3953 nucleotides long. Its product is annotated as secretory carrier-associated membrane protein 1-like. The record is from RefSeq and is a predicted model, not a curated record. Gene Ontology annotation, biological process: protein transport. Gene Ontology annotation, cellular component: trans-Golgi network membrane; recycling endosome membrane. The transcript has 10 exons. NCBI's taxonomy places the organism in Eukaryota, Metazoa, Chordata, Actinopteri, Osteoglossiformes, Mormyridae. Bases 174 to 1199 code for a protein of 341 amino acids.